Molecule: messenger RNA, 633 nt
Organism: Lachnellula hyalina
Lineage: Eukaryota; Fungi; Ascomycota; Leotiomycetes; Helotiales; Lachnaceae
Product: Ankyrin repeat-containing protein
Exons: 2
Coding region: 1-633 (210 amino acids)
Molecular function (GO): protein binding
Source: RefSeq, a predicted model, not a curated record
AUGCCUACCAACCUCUCCGAAGACGAGAUCGACGAUAUGUUGUACUUUGCCCGUACGGGGGACAAGGAAGAAUUUAACACUGCAAAUGAAGAGCUCUGCAAAAGGGAAAAUAUUACCCUGGUCGAGUUGCUGGAAGCAGCGCGCGAUGAGCAGAGUGGAAAUGGAGUUUUGCAUAUGGCUGCAGCCAAUGGAUUCGAAGGUCUCUUAGAACAGAUCUGCAAAGCUCUCUCGAACCCCUCUCCACAGAACCCCGCGAUGCUAGCCAUUCUCAACGCACAAAACAAAGCUGGCAAUACAGCAUUGCAUUGGGCUGCUUUGAAUGGUCAUCUAGGGUCUGUCAAAGUACUUUUGGAUCAAGGAGCAGAUCCUACAAUCACCAAUCAGAGAGGUCAUGACCCGAUUUAUGAGGCCGAGUUGAAUGACAAGAAGGAUGUCGUGGAAUGGGUAUUAAGAGAGGGUGGCGACGAAUUGGAAGAAGGGGUCAGUGGAGAGACUGCUGGAGGUGCUGCGAAUGAGGGUGCUGAUGAGGACAUGGAAGUUGGCGAAGAUAAUGGCACAAACGGAGAAGCGUCCACAAAACUGGAAGAAAAGCUAAACCAGAUGGACAUCCAAGACGCCACUCCCAACACCUGA